AAAAAUCAUUAGACACCGGCCAGCUCUCCCAUUACUCCACUCCAUCUAUAGCUUUUAAAGCCAACGGUCUAAAGGAUCGAUCUUCCAAGUUGUGCCCAUACGCAAUCUCUGAAGAGUAAUUUACUAGCUUCACUUCAAGACCUUCAAGCAGCAGAGUUCGUUGAAGUUCAAAAAUUCAAACAGAGAAGCAAUAAACACAUCAUCAUGGUAUGCUUCUGCUUUCUCGUUGAUCAGACUCGGAAAGUACGAAGAAGCAAGCCUGCGGCGGGGACUUGCUCAAGGUGCGGUGGUGGUGCCAGCGUGGCUGACAUGAAAACUUCUAUAAGAUUUUGUUAUGUUCCAUUUUAUUGGAAGUCAUGGAGAGCAAUUGUCUGUACUUUCUGUGGAGCCGUUCUUCGAUCUUACCGAUGAUUAUGUACAGUCUUUUUUUUCUUUUUUCUUUUCAUUGUAUGAUUAUGUAGGAGCUAGCUAGCUAGUUAACAAUGCUUUGACAUCUAAUUUAUGAUAUUUGUUUUCAAUUUGAGGUAGAAGAAAUAGAUAUAUUAUGCAAUGUGUUUUCUUGUUA
This is a messenger RNA of Jatropha curcas, 565 nucleotides long. RefSeq lists its product as uncharacterized. Lineage: Eukaryota; Viridiplantae; Streptophyta; Magnoliopsida; Malpighiales; Euphorbiaceae. The record is from RefSeq and is a predicted model, not a curated record.